ACUGCCCUCGCCCACGACUGAUCCGUCGGCGAGCGGAACUUCAAUCCAGGGCAGCCCCACCACAUCAGGCGGACGAAUUCCCCGUGCUCUCCUCUCGACUGUACGUAUGUACAAUACAAUGUCAGGAGGUAAUCCCCGACCCCGUCCUUCACACCACUGACGGCCUCUAUCACACUCAGUUGAAUGCGCUCCCGAUAACAAUAGCCUGCCAUGGGUUUCAUAGCCUCCAAAAUCCUCAUACAGGCUCAUGCCUUUUUGCUAGCCAUUCUAGCCAUCCAUUUAAUGAGGUCACCAGCAGUCAUCACCGACUCCGACGUCGUCUUCAUGCUAGGGGAGCUCCUGCAACUGGAUGCAUCUCCAUCGUUCUCCCGUCCUCAAUCCUCCUUUGCCCUGUGCGGAAUCCUUCUAAUCGUCGACGCCCUGGUCGACUACAUCCUUGUGUCCAAAAUUCCGCAGACUAAUGAAGUCCUCGCAAUGGCUGAGGCUGCACGGUCGCAUGCUCCGGGCUACGUGGCAGGGGCCAUGCGCGCGAAUCCCUUCAUGGCUCGGCUCGGCUCGCUCUACUCAGAAGUCUGGACGUUCCUUUCCGCCACACGCUUCUGUGUCUUCUUCGCCGUCUCAUUUUUCAUCUACCAAAGUCAGCCAUCUGCGAUAGGUAUCAUGGAGAGCCCAGGGGGUGCGUCUGCAUUGACACAACUUAAGAACCCGGCAAUUUUCACAUUCGGGUUUAUGGAGAUGAUGUUCUGGCUCUGGAUAUUCGUUACUAUCCGGGAGGAGAAACAAGCAGUGGCUUCGCGGUUUGUAGAGCGUGAUCAAUAGCUUUUCUAUCUAUUGCACCUGCAAGGCAUUGCUAGGAAUGCAAGUGCCUCGUGGCGGACAAAAAAAGGCUCGAGUUCGCGGCCCAUAUAUCACAGUUAUUGAUGGCCUCCUUCGUGCUACGCCAAACAGAUUCCUUUCU
Messenger RNA from Aspergillus japonicus CBS 114.51, 958 nucleotides. RefSeq lists its product as uncharacterized. Bases 211 to 819 code for a protein of 202 amino acids. Lineage: Eukaryota; Fungi; Ascomycota; Eurotiomycetes; Eurotiales; Aspergillaceae. The record is from RefSeq and is a predicted model, not a curated record. The transcript is spliced from 3 exons.